Molecule: messenger RNA, 8349 nt
Organism: Lytechinus pictus (painted urchin)
Lineage: Eukaryota; Metazoa; Echinodermata; Echinoidea; Temnopleuroida; Toxopneustidae
Product: proline-rich transmembrane protein 4-like
Exons: 3
Coding region: 619-2361 (580 amino acids)
Source: RefSeq, a predicted model, not a curated record
GUAGUAUUGAGUACAAGUUUGCUACUUGUGUGGACAAAGCCAGAGAGUAUAUUGACUGUGCGGAUAGCAGUGGGGUGGUUGACUUCAUCUCAAUUUCUGAUCUGUUGACACCAACAUCUUCUGAGAAACAACUCGGAACUCUGGAAGACCAAGUUGGACUGGUAUCUUGAUAUUUGGGGAUUGCAUUUCUUUUGUUUUCAACAGUGUUUUCAUUUGCAAGGGCAGUACAUGUGUAUUGCAGGGAAACCAUUGAACGUUUCUUUUGUGGGAGUGCAUCCAUUCAUAGAGUUGGUUUUUAUGGUUUUUAGAUUCUCGCUCGAGGCCUACAACUGUAAAUAGUACACCUUUUGCACGUUGUGGUGAGUACAUUGUACAUGUAGAACAUUUAUGCAGUAAACUGGAUUUAUAUAUGAACUCACAGUGGAAGAUUUGUUUUGUUUUUCAUGGACUUUUACCCGACUUUCUUAUGCUGCACCGAUGGACUUUUUCAAGUUAAAGCGUUAAUAUAUAAAGGACAGACUGGCAUGACGUGAUCUCCACACCCCAGCCUAUCACAAUGGUGUGAUUCAUCCUCCACUUACGACCCAAUCAAACCAAGGCAUUUCACCGAGAGACAAGAUGGCACGAAGGAUUGUUUUCCAAGCGACUCUCUUGCUCCUGAUAGUGUGGUGUGGUCUGAGUUUGGCCCAGGUCUCUGGUCCCGAGCCCACGGCGGAAGGAGAAGCAACCGGUGAACCUGGUCCUCAUCCUGAAAACGAACCGGAGCCAGAACCCGAGGGAGAAGGUGAGCCAGAACCAGAGGGUGAGAGUGAACCGACCGCGCAACCAGACUCGCCGUUUGCAGAACCGGUACCAGCAUGGGACGUUGCCCUACCACUCUACAAGUGGGCAUGGCCAUUUCACAUCUACCUGCUUGGAGUCCUCUUUGCUCUCCUAGCCGUCUACUCCCUCGGAAGUAUCAUCAAGCUUCGAGAGCGACGGCUGCUCAGCCAUGGCUACUUCAUCGCCCUGAACCUGUUGAUGCUGCUCAUGGGUGUCAUCAGGGCAGUGUACCUGCUUGUUGAUGCCUACAACUUCAAGGGUAUCUGGCCCAACGUCGUAGCAUACCUGUUCCUAGGUACAGGGUUCCCCUGCCUCACCUCAGCAUUUAGUAUUCUUUUCAUGGCCCUGCUGCAAUCGACAAAAACUCGCCUAGUACCCCCAUCCAUUCAGAAGCCCAAGUACCUGGCAGUGGUCAUCAUAUCUCAUUUCGCCUUUGCUUUCAUAGCCGAUGUGGUGGUAGGACUCUUUGCUUCUGCAGCAGCGUUGCUCCUGGCUUGCCAAGUAGCGUUUGUUGUCUGGGGUGUUUUCCUGACAGUUAGUUACCUGGUCAUAUUCCGUCGUCUCUACAGGUCAUCCGUGAGGAAGUUCAGGGAGAUAAGCCGGCUGAGCGUGAGGACUUCGUCCAUCAUCCUGCCAGGAGAGAGACCGUUGAUCAAGCCUAGAAACAACUGGGGUAGUGCAAUAAGAAUAACAUUGGUAACUGCUUUUCUGGGUCUCCUCAUUGCAGUCCUGCAGGUGUACGGCAUGCUGGUGGUGUAUGGGCCUGUUGGUGGCCAAAAGCAGAUCCCUGACCCAUGGCCUUGGUGGGGAUACCAAUUCACUUUCCGUGUCCUGGAGUUCUUGAUGUGCGCCCUGAUGAGUUACGUUGCAACGCAACCAUUCCGUUACACCAAGGAUGGUAAGGAGAAGCCUUGCGUGUGCCUUCCUUGCUGGCAUGUAAUCCUUGAGGCAUGUGGUAGGAGAGAGAAAGAGGUUCUCCAAACAGAAGAAGAACUUAAUUCACAUGUCUGGAGCAGUGCCUUUGAGCCAUGCCUCCCCAAGAAGCCUACAAUGUACAGUGGGUUAGCCGCAAAAGAAGCAUCAGCAUACUCCCAAAACACAAAUGUCAACAAUGCAUCUGUGAAUAUAAACCUGGAACAAAGGGGAGGCACCGACAAAGACUUGCAGCUCGACAAGAGCAUGAACUUGAACGGGAUGAAGAAAGCGAAGAGCACUGAAGCCAUUGGUUCGGAGCUGAACAACAGGACAAAGUCACCUCCAAUAAGUGGAGCCCCUUUCUUUGAAACAAACAAUUCUCAGGUGGUGAGGAAUGAGCUUCAGGCUCCGAUCCAGCGAGGGGACAAGGUGACUAACUGUCGCUCAAUGCCCAUCCAACCCUCGGCGGAUGGUGAGUGGGCGGGACUGGAGAAGACACCGAGCCAUCAUUCUGUGUCUGAUGUCAUCCAUACAGACAAACCAGUGGAUGUAUCCGUCUGCAGCAGUCCUGCGGAUAUUAGCGUGGAUGUCACUGAAGAAACACCUCUCAAUCCAGCUCAGUAAGAUACCUUUGCAGAAAUCCUGUCUUGUGGUUGCAGAUUUCAUUCACAUUUUUGGUCUGUGAAGAAUUCGAGGUUGAUAGGGGAAACACGUGAAGUAUGAUUUCUGCUAAAAGCUACUGCUAAACAUGGUUUAGUGUAUUUGUGAAGUACCUAUUAAAGAUAGUGAUUAUGCGCCAAGAUGGCUUGGUAAAUGCUUUGUACAGUGUAAAUAAUGCCUUUGAGGUUGUCUAUAAUUACUUCAUGUUUAUCGGUAUUUAUAUGUAUUAAAUCAUUUGUAACAUUUGUACAUUUAAAAAAAAUCAUAGUAAAUAUGGUCAUUUAGCCUUCAUUGCCAUUUGAACACAUUUUCAUGGAAUUCUAUUUCAGUGAAAUUGUGUGAAUAUUCUUUUUUUAAAUGCAAGAUAUUCCAGGGACUGUCUGUUAAUAUACCAAGCAAAAACAAUUCUGAAAAUAUGUGCCAUACUUUUCGGCAAUAACUCCUAUUAUAUGGUUCACUUGGCCACCCAAUCCGACAGGGUUCUAUGAUAGUGUGGAGACACAGACCCUAAUUUGUGUUUUAAUCAAGAAGUGGGUCUUGAAAGAAACCACUCGCUCAAAUUGUAAUUUGUUCUGAAGAAGCUAGAAUGGACCAUUCCCAUUCUGGUUCUGUAAUCAGAACAUUCAGAUCGCUUGUCAACAAGCUCAACUUUUUAUACCUUUGUUAAUAAAAGUUGAUUUAUUUACCUCAGAGUUUUGUGAGACAAUUUUUGUGUAUGAUAAGCAUCAAUUAUUGUUGUUAAGUUAUGGUUAACAACUGAAGACUACUACCAUAAACUCCUCUCUGAUAAUAUGACCUGUAUUGUGCCUUUUGAUUUAAAUUCCGUGCUGGAUAUUUUCUAACCAUUAUGAGAAGGAUGGAUUUGUGUUAAAAGGAACACAAAUUGGAAAAUUAUUUAACUUAUUGAUAGCCCCAUAGAGCUUUAAUUGAAUAUAUAUUAUAGCUGAUCUGAUAUGAAGUGAAUAUUUUUACAUGUAAAUAAGUUUUUGAGAUAUACAUGGGCAUCAGGUAUAACUUGAUUGGUUAUUUCAAUUUUUUCCCAGAUUUACUGGAAGUCAGGGUGAUUUAUAAUAAUGGAAAUCAUGUAUUUUGAUCAUGGUGCUUUCUUUACAAUCCUCCAUCAAUUUUAUUGAUUUUAUCAAUUUCAUCAAAGAACAUAAAGAUAAUUAGAAUUUAACCAAUAGAUUUCAAAUGAACCUUGAAUGAUAUUCUCCUAUUUUUCCCCCAAAAUUAAAUUUUUUCCUGCCCGCUAAAUUUUAUUUGGUAUAAGGCAAAGUUUAUUGAGCCACAUUUUAUUCUCAGGAAUGCUGGCAUUCUGCUUCAGAUCUCGGUCAUGUGGUUAACCUUCAUCCAAUCAGAUGCAAUGAUUUCAGUAGAUUAUCACAGUUUUGGUCAGUGUUGUGCUUUGGACCAGAAAGCCGAGGCCAAGGACAAGACCAGGGUCAAUACAAGGUACAUAUGUGUAAACUCACAAAGACAGAGACUCAGAUUAUGCUGGUCACUUUCCUUUCAAAAAUAGUCGUAGACCCCGUGCCCAUCUACGUUUGUAAACUAGUCUAGAAGAAACCAGAUUAACGUGUAAAUGGGAACGUUCAAAGUGGUUUUGGAAGCGAUCUUCCAAACAGGUUUGGAAAACCAUCUUGCAAUAUAGUUUUCAAGACUGCUUUGCCUCGUUAAACUGGCUUAAGGUGAGGACACAGCUGUUCUUCAGAAAGCAGUCUUUGCACCGUGUGUGCAUGUUUAGCGUGCUAUACUCGGUGUGGAAUGUCUACGCUGCUAUUCCCAAUUUUAUGCAAAACAUGUAACUGCAAUGAGAGCUUUUCCAUAUAGCAACAAGACCACUUUAUGUGAAGUGGUUUUGAAAACCAGUUCAGGAGUUUUCAAUGAGGAUGCCAGCCAAGCAAUCUUCUAAACUCGUUUAAGGGAAACCAGUUCAAGAAAUUGUACUGAGAAUGGGGUCGUAUUGUCAUUCUGAUAUCCUGUAGUGUAUCACGAUACGAAAAUUAUUCUGGUAAGCAUAACUCACAGUGGGUUGUACUUUUGAAAUCCUUGCAAUAGCUUCAGAUACAUGUAAAAAGAUUACAUAUUAAAAGUUUUAAUUGUACAUUUUGCCAACAUUAAUUGUGCAUUUCCCAUCUGUGUUUAUGUUAAUAAUAGCAUUUAAUUAGCUGCUUCAACUUCUUCAUUUACUUGCCAACUUUUGGACAAAUUGUCCAUUGGGAAAGAUGCAAAUAGAAAACUUGUUAUUCAUUUUAAGUGAGUAAUUAAAAGUCCCAAAUGCAGUAGUUUAAAACAAGUUUAUGUGUAUGACAAGCUUUAACAAAAGUGAAUAGCAUGUUGUGUUUGCAUUUUGUGCGUGUUUUCAUUUCUUGGUGAAAAGCAAUGUUGUGUGUUGAAUUCUUGAUGUGUAAAUAUUUUGUUUUGGCACUUUUGCUUUGUCAAAUUGCAUAGUGCUUUUCUGUCAUUUAGAGUGAAGCAGGCAACUUCAUUACCUGUGUAUUGUAGAAAUGUCUUCGGUAAUAUUCAUUUGUAGUAUUUUGUACAGAAAUUGAAUGUACACUGUACACAGGCACCAUAAAUUGAGCAAAGCUUAUGGGAAUAGAAAGAAACAGUACUGUGCUUGUGAUCCUAUACUGUUAUAGAUUAAACAUAAUGCUGCCAGGAAUCAUCUGAACGCACAGUUUAUAGCUUGUCCAAAUAUAUUUAAUAUAGUUAUAAGAAAACGUUGGCCCACUUUGUAGAUGUGCCUGGAAAACUGAGGUAUCUCAUCCAGCACAAUCAACAUAUCAACAGAUAGCAAUUAGGUAACUUGAUUACACAUUAGAAAUAUUAGUCAUGUAAACAUUGAAUAUUAAAAGCUUGUAAAGAUAUCAGUUAAAAAACAACACAAAAGAAUACAACCAGUCCUUUCCAGGACUAUCACUUAGUGACAUCGCAGUCCCUGCUGUUAAACUGUAAAUGUAUAUCUCUAAUGUUCUUUAGAUGCAAUGAGAGUUUACAAUUACUGUAAACCAGGCUUUUUACCGAAUGUUGGACUAGCCAUUACUAUUUCGCCUCAAGGAAAAAUAGUCAUAAUGCCAAUCCAUUCGAGGAUAUUCCCUCUAUACUUUCUAUAGAAACGCCUGGUAUGUUUGUUUUAUAUGACUUCUUUAAAGGUUAAAGAUAGUCAUAGUUGCAGCAAACAAUUAUUUCAUGAGAAAGUCUUUUAAAUCAAGGUUAAUUGUCAAAAUGUUAUCAUACAUCUAGAUCUGGUACAUUAAUGUAAAUAUAUCUUUGUAAAAUCAUGAAAUCUUAGCUUGAAAAUUGAUAAUUCUGAUGAUCACUAACACAGAAAAGAAAAGCAUAUGUGGGACUUCGAAGAAUACCCGACAUUUGAUGGAAUUCCAUGCUUAUUUUGCUCAUUUCUCAGCAAUUAUGCAUUUUCUUCCAGAGCUAUGUGGCACAUAAUUUUUAUUUAUUCAUACAAACUCUUUGGUGGUAAUUUCAUUGGAUUCUGUUCAAACUCAUUUUGAGAUCAUUGCGAUAACUGACAUUUAUCUUUAAGUGUGAAUGACAGAUCUAGACCUAGUUGAUCCAUCUCUACCCUGGCCCAAGAUCAAGAGCUGUGCCGAUUGACCUACUUCUCUUGUCAACCCCCGUGUCGCAUCAAAAGAGCUGACCGGUAGAGACAAAUGGCCUUUCGGUGUGUUCAAGAGAUUUCAUGGUCUGUUAAUCCAAUGAUUGAGUAGUGUAUUAUUCCAUCAUUGUUAUCACAGCCAAGCAAAUGUUCCUCAUUUCGUUUUCAGCACCAUUCACAUCAUAGCUUGAUUUUGAUUGGUCACAUGAUGUCAUUUGAACCAAUCACAAUACAGGGUUUAAUUCAUGUAGGAUAUAUAAAAUAUAUUCUUCUAUGCAAUGUAAUAUCUUAGAGCUUUAUAACAAAAAAAAGAUGGUGGUUAAAUGGUAUUGUGUUUAUGGUGAUGGUCUCUUUAUUAAUAAUUAUUUUAAGAGAUUUAGAGGUAAAAGGCAGCUGGCUGCAUGCAGAGCAAAAUACUUUUUGUUACUUAUUCUUCUACAGUUGAAAAUAAAAAGAGGGUAAAAUAUUGGUCAACAACUUCAAAAUACAGUAAACAAAUCACUGUAAAAAAUAUGCUAUUUUACUGUCCAGACUAGUUUUUAGUUAUUCACCACAAAUUCCCUUCAAGGUGCAUCUAUUUUAUUAUAAGAUUUUUUUUCUUCUAAUUUAUAGCACUUGCAUUAUUAUUAUGUACUUGAAUCAAGAUGAACCAUAAAAUUGAUUUUACCAGUGAUGAAAAUAGUACCAUUGUUUAUCAAGUACCAAUGCUAGUUACUAAUACCAAAGUAGUAGUACUGAAGUACGUGGUGAGCAUUUCAUGAAAGGUCUUGUUGGAUAUUUUCUCUGACAGAGACUCUUUGAUCCCAUAGUUACCAAAGAAAUGGUCAGACACGUUUGCUUCUCAGCCAGUCAAAAGCAAGGAAAGUUCUCAUGUCUGAAGAGCUGUUGAAAUUACACCACCAGUGUUCACAGAAAACCACACCAAUCAUUUUACACCAGCGCUAAAUCCAUGGUGUUGGUCAACACAUAUAACAAACUGUUAUUUCAACAAUAUUUGGGGUUUUAUGUUCAAGCUCCAUGUAUGGUGUAUCUCUCUGCCUUCGGAGAGGGUGUUGUCCUCUUGGAACACUGAAUAUCAUCUUUCUGAACUCUGUAUUUUUUUUUACAGUGUAUGUUUUCUGGGUAUUGUACAUUAGAAUCACCUCUCAUUUUAGUUGUGCAGCUUUAUUUAAGAAAUUAUUUUGAAUAUGAAUUGUGUUGGGUGAACAAUAUCAUUCAGGAAAGAGAACAGGAAAAUGAAAUUACUGAUUUGACGUCUUUCUUUGUGCUUCACAGGGGACCUGGUCGCAUAGGCCUACAUGUUAGCAUCCUCCCUGGUCUUAACUCCUACAUUUGUGAUCAAUUAUAAACACUUCUUCGUCACUCAUUCACUAGAUAGGAAUUGGUCAUUAGGAAUAUUGAGGAGGGGGGGGGGGGGGUAUGAAAUAGUACUUUAUAGGAACUAAAAAUUUCAGUUUGUACUUCUCAUUGCUAAGGAAAUGAUUUUUUUUAAAUCUAUGUAUAUAAAGUACUAUAUAUGUGUUUAUUGUGUUUGCAAAGACUUGUACAAUGUGUGAAACACUUGGUUUCGCAGUAGUGCACGGUUCAUUGAUAUGCAUGCAUUUAGUAAGAUUGUUUUGAAGUGUAGCCAGCUUUUUAUAUCUUGCCAUCAUUAAUUGAUUGCUGUAUUUAGUAUUCAUGUAAGUGUGGGGGGGGGUGCUCAAAAGUACUACGAUGUCGUAUUAAACAUAUAUAUGUGGAAAAAAUAGGAACUUGGCUCAGAAUGAGAUGGGGAGAGCAAUGUCAGUGUACAAUUUUUCCGGUCUAGCGCCAGCUAUCGUCUGUUGCAUUACAUUCAGUCUUGCGCUUUUUAUUGCUUCGCGAAAGGCUCUCCUUGCAUUGUUCUUUGUAUGUAUUUUCUAUACGGUAAAAUCUUCAGCGGUUAUUGGGUAUGGUUUGAAUAUUGUAUUUCGACUUUCAGUCAUUCUAUAAAUGUGGAAUAAAAUGCACAAAAUCAUUGAGAAAUUUACUAUAUAUAAAAAAAAUUGUGUGUAUUCGUUGGUUUUAUAUCCAGAUGCUAAAUUGAGGUUUGAUUUUAGUAACCUUGUCUCUCGUCACCAUUCUCCCACUUUCUCUGUGAUCUCUCUCUCUCCCCUCCCUUUUUUUACCACUCUCCUUGCUUUUCAAUGUAUUUUACAAAAGCUAAUUAAAUAUUUCUUGUAGGAUAAACGGUAUUAUUCAUUACAAAGAAACAACCUAUAUUUAUAGAACUUUUGAUUAACCAUGGAAUGAAUAAAUAUGUAUAUUUGGAGUGAUUUUAUCGUAAAUAAAAUGUAUUUUGGAUGACAACCCCAAAA